AUGUACGAAGGGGUUGACAACCUGAAAUCCCUUUACGACCGUGCCGGGAAGACAUUGUCCGGCGGUCCUUCUGCGGCACAGGACGUGCCGCGUCGUACUGCUCGACCAGACCCAGUACGUCAAUCAUCAGUUGGGAGCGGGGCUCCCAAGUAUCCCAGGACGGGGGAUAGCCGCGCCACCGGACGAGAUAACUCGUCCGACGUCCGUUCACGUCGCGGUGGUUCAACAUCUGCUCAACCAGAUAGCGCUGGCCACCGCGAGAGUCCUCUAAUGGAGGUGGAGGAGGAGGAAAGACGCUCUCCACACGAUCAUGGGCAUCCGUGUGUUCCCGAGAGCUUCUUUGAUCGCGUAACGCAAGGGUUACGCAACGAUCUUGAACAUGAGCGGGACAGGCGUCUCCAAAUGGCGGACACUGUCUUGAAGCAUCAAGCUGAGUUUGCCUUUGCUCAGCUUGAGAACGAGAUAUCUCUGACAUCUCUUCGUGACGAGCUAAGGGUAGCUCGUGGGAUUGUUAAUCGGUCUCAGGAUGAGAUAACUGCUCUUCAGACCCUUGUUGAUGCCCACCAUCGGGAGCACAAGGCUCUCUGUGAGAUACUUGAGCGUAAGGGCGUUCUUCAACGGAAGAAGCAGCGUACUGAUGGUACGGCUUAA
Messenger RNA from Peronospora matthiolae, 651 nucleotides. NCBI's taxonomy places the organism in Eukaryota, Oomycota, Peronosporomycetes, Peronosporales, Peronosporaceae. The record is from the annotation of a GenBank genome assembly.